CCUCAAAUUGCAUAAACCCAAUUUAUUAUUGCGGAAACCAAUUUGUCCUAGUUCUUAGCUUUCUCUCGUUUCUCAUACAUUUCUUUCAAAUCACUCUUAUAAUUAUGCUUAUGACAUUUUCCUAAUGCAAGUCCGUUUCUGCUACUUUGAAGCUUUUCUCUAUAGGGAAUUAGGCCAUGUCUUAUGUAUCCCGAAAUCAACCAAAUAAUUUUGAAUUACAAAAUCUGGCGCUUUGAAUCCCCACGCACUACACUCAUGCGUAACUCCUCUAACGGAAAUGUGCGUAAGCUGCAUCAUUUAUGUAUUUAUAUCAUAAAUUAAUGUCUACGACUCGAGUAGUUUAAUUCAAGCAGUCAUUACGCCAACGCAUGGGCAUAAUUAACAUGGAAAUAUCACCGUAUUACCAAAAAUGUUACUUUUGCAGAAUGGAGGUAGUAAUAAAAAUAGGAUUUUGGAACGUUGGAGACGUAGGAAUCAUGUCUGGACAACAUUAUUGUCUGAGGUGGAACAAUUACCAAAGUAAUAUGACCUCCGUAUUCCACCAGCUUUUACAAAACGAAGCAUUCGUGGAUGUUACAUUAGCUUGUAAGGACUUAUCUCUAAAAGCACAUAAAGUGGUUCUUUCUGCAUGUUCCUCAUACUUUCAAAAACUGUUGUUAGAAAAUCCCUGCAAACACCCAACGAUUAUAAUGCCGCAAGAUGUGUGCUACGACGAUCUCAAAUUUAUCAUCGAAUUCGUAUACAAAGGAGAAAUCGACGUUUCUCAAGCAGAAUUACAGUCCCUCCUAAAAACAGCAGACCAACUGAAAAUUAAGGGCCUCUGCGAAUCUGAAGAUAAGGAGAGUUCAGCUUUACCUCUUUUUAUACCUAGAAGUUUUCCAAAAAUUACUAAGGUACCUUCUCCAAUAAACUACAGGCAUUUAGAUAAUAACAAGAGGCAUAGUAUUCAAGAAUUUGAUGCAAGUAAUUUCUCAGAUAGGAACGAAAAUGUUAAGGGAUCUAUGCUAGAGGAACAUGGUUCUGAUUAUGAUAGUGAUGCUCCUUUAGUUGUUGAUGAGGGACCAAAACGGAAAAAAUUGACGCAAUCGCAUUCAACACCUAUUAACAUGAGCAGUCAUGGCCUGUUGGCAGGGCAGGCUCUGUUCUCCCAGCUGUGCGAAAAUGAUGAAUUUCCGCCCGAACCUCCAGCUCCCAGCGCCACCCCAGUUGGUCACGUGGACCUCCAGGAACAUUCACCAACACGUAAUUUAUUACAAUCAUCACAUCGAACAGAUUUAUCAGAUGUUCACAUAAAGUAUGAAGAUAUUAAAAAAGAAACAACAAUCAAGUUUGAAACGUUGCGAUCUUUCGAUCAUGAUUCUGUUAUGGAUAUGGACGCUUCUCAUAUAUCUGGACCGGAUCACUCUAUGGAAAGUCACGAAGAUGCAGAAAGAGCAAUGCAUUCAAUGAUGGUCACGCCAGAACUAAUGGGUAUUAUGCCAGGAGUAUCAGGGCGGUUAGAUCUAUCAAACGGUGAUAAUCACCAUAAAACUAAUGGACAUUCUGACCUUUUGACUAGUAGAUCACAUGGCGGGGGGCCUAAAACGUGGACACAAGAAGAUAUGGAAUUAGCUUUAGAUGCCUUAAGAAAUCAUAACAUGAGCCUAACAAAAGCUUCUGCGACAUAUGGAAUUCCCUCCACUACACUUUGGCAAAGAGCACAUCGAUUAGGCAUAGAUACUCCUAAAAAAGAGGGUCCUACUAAGUCUUGGACCGAAGAAAAUCUAAACUCCGCACUGGAGGCCUUAAGAACUGGUACAAUAUCAGCAAAUAAAGCUAGUAAAGCGUACGGUAUUCCAAGUAGCACAUUGUAUAAAAUAGCUCGUAGGGAAGGAAUUAAAUUAGCCGCUCCUUUUAAUGCCGCACCUACAACGUGGUCACCUGAAGAUUUAGAGAAAGCGUUAGAAUCUAUUAGAUCUGGUCAAUCAUCAGUUCAAAAGGCCUCGACCGAAUUUGGAAUACCAACCGGUACACUAUAUGGAAGAUGUAAAAGGGAAGGAAUUGAAUUAUCACGAUCAAAUCCUACACCUUGGUCUGAAGAUGCGAUGGGAGAAGCAUUAGAAGCUGUCAGACUUGGGCACAUGUCGAUAAACCAAGCUGCUAUUCACUACAACUUACCUUAUUCUUCGCUGUAUGGUAGAUUUAAAAGAGGAAUAAAAUAUGAAUCGGAGAAUAUAGACUCAAAUAAUUCAGAUAGUCAAUCACAUUCAGAUUCUCAAAUACUUGUGAUGGAUUACCCAAAUUCUCACCAACAAAUUCAAUACCAACAUCAUGCAAGCAGCUGAGAAUCGUUUUAUUAAUAGAUAGGUACUUUGUAAAUAUUGUUACUAGUUGAAUGUCAAAAUUUAAAUAUAGCAUAAUCUGUACAUAUUAUAUUUUAGGAUAGCAACUUUUAAUUGAGAAAUUUUUACUAUUGUUCAUGAUAGUUUUCAAGAACUGAAACGGAGCAAGCGAAGUACAAGAUUGAUAUUGUUUUUGGUCAAAUUGUAGGAAGCUUCAGGUUGUAUGAUAAAAAAUGUAAAAUAUUAGUGAUUGUAUUAUAGACUAUAUUACAGUGCAAUAUAAAAUUACGAUUUUUUACGUUUGUAUAGUUGUUGGCAGGAGUUAUAUUUAAAUGUACAUCAUUUAAUUAGAAUUUAAGACUGUAUUAUUGUACGCCAUCCUUUGUAUGAAACAUCAUUAUUUUUAUUAAGAAAUUUAUAGUACAAAAUAUCAUACCUACACAUGA
This is a messenger RNA of Photinus pyralis (common eastern firefly), 2767 nucleotides long. It is a transcript of the gene psq, whose product is annotated as protein bric-a-brac 1. The transcript is spliced from 9 exons. Bases 369 to 2324 code for a protein of 651 amino acids. The record is from RefSeq and is a predicted model, not a curated record. Gene Ontology annotation, cellular component: nucleus. NCBI's taxonomy places the organism in Eukaryota, Metazoa, Arthropoda, Insecta, Coleoptera, Lampyridae. Gene Ontology annotation, biological process: regulation of transcription by RNA polymerase II. Gene Ontology annotation, molecular function: DNA binding; protein binding.